Messenger RNA from Octopus sinensis (East Asian common octopus), 951 nucleotides. RefSeq names its product jmjC domain-containing protein 8. The record is from RefSeq and is a predicted model, not a curated record. The coding region runs from base 134 to 931 and encodes 265 amino acids. The transcript has 9 exons. Gene Ontology annotation, cellular component: cytoplasm. NCBI's taxonomy places the organism in Eukaryota, Metazoa, Mollusca, Cephalopoda, Octopoda, Octopodidae.
UUGUGUGUCUGAGAAAAUUCCUCGUGUCGGCUACACUUGUGCGAAUGUCGUUUUACAAACAAGAAGCUAUUCUUUUUCUACAAGAAACCAUUUAAUUUUUAAAAUAUUAUAUCAGUCAACCAUUUGGACAAAAAUGAUUAGCAUUUACCCUCUGUUUUACACAUUGUUAUUAUUGUUAUUAACCUCAUCUAUAUACAGUUCUGACAAUAGUGGCUGGUAUACAGAUCCAGCUUCCAUUCUUGUCCAGCCUGGACCAUGUAACAUUGACAUCAUAAACAACUCAUUAACGCAGCACAACUUUUUAACCUAUUUUGCUUAUAAAAAACCAUUCCAAAUACAACACCAUGCUGAUAAUACACAAUUCAGAAAAGCCUGUUCAAAAGACAAUCUCUUACAAACAUAUGGUGACAAAAUCGUUCGACUGUCUACAGCAAACACUUAUUCUUAUAAGAAAGUCGAUGUGCCAUUACGGAAAUACCUUACAGAGUACAUGCAGCCUCAAGAUUUAAAGACACCUGGAAAUGAAACCUUAUACUGGUUUGGUGAAAACAGCCAUGAAUGGGAUUCUUUGUUUAAAAAAUAUACCCCACCUCCUUAUAAAAUACCUGAAAUGAUUGAAGCCUAUAGCUUUGGAGCAGCAGCUGCUGGUACUGGCGUCCCUUUUCAUUUUCAUGGCCCUGGAUAUGCUGAAAUGAUAUAUGGCAGAAAGAGAUGGUUCUUAUAUCCCCCAGAUAAGAUCCCAGAUUUUCAUCCUAACCAAACAACCCUACAGUGGCUCAUACAACAUUAUCCUUCCCUUAAGCCAGAAGAUCGACCUUUCGAAUGUACAAUUAGUCCUGGUCAAGCCAUUUAUUUUCCUGACCGGUGGUGGCAUGCUACAUUAAAUAUUGACAACAGUGUAUUUAUUUCCACAUUCCAUGCUCACAAAUAAAAUCUAUUAAAACAAAUAAA